Alternaria incomplexa is the source of this 2301-nucleotide messenger RNA. RefSeq lists its product as uncharacterized. The record is from RefSeq and is a predicted model, not a curated record. The coding region runs from base 1 to 2301 and encodes 766 amino acids. The transcript has a single exon. NCBI's taxonomy places the organism in Eukaryota, Fungi, Ascomycota, Dothideomycetes, Pleosporales, Pleosporaceae.
AUGGCAUUAGCGGUACUUCCAGCAAUCAUCGUCAGUUUUGUGAUCGUCGUGGCAUCGCUCGGUACAUUCUACAUCUACAGGGCAUACAGGCGCGUGCGCUAUGCAGUCCACGAUGUGGAGCGCAGCCGCCAUAUCGAAAUCGCCGGUCUCUCGCAACAGCGGCCCAUUGAACUUCAUGAUCUCGAAGUCCCGCAUAAACAAUAUCACAGCGGUCAGUGGUACGGCUCCCAGGGUGUAGUUCCUACACAGGUCGCGCUGGCCGCGAAACCACUGCCGCAUACUCCGGAGAUUGAGUACACAGGAGGUGACGGGCUUGUCAGACCUCCUGGGCGAGUCUUUCUAUCCACUGAGGUACAGCAACCUGAGCUUCUCUCUCCAAAGCCUGUGCGCACGGUGACCAAAAGGCCGAAGGUAGAGCCUGCGAGUACCGCAUAUGACUCAGAUCAAACGGCAGCGUCGGAAAUCUGGGACAAGAUUGAGAAGGGCGAGUUAGAACCGUCACGGCGUAAGGCGCCAAUACCCGAAGUACUCCGAGAUCCUUCAGAGUUUGAACGCGACACCAUGACAGACGUCGACAUUGAUAGUAGCACCAGAGAAUGGGCAAAACCCAAUCGCCCCACGCUGCCAUUCACACCACGCUCAAACAAACGCGAGUCGUCUGACAGCAUGGCUACUGUUGUCGACGCUAACAACGCGAAUAUCGAACGCCCCCAAUCAUACAUUAAGCGCAAACAAAGCAUUGGCACAGGAGCGAUCAAGCCGACUGAACCGCUAGAUCGAGCUGCAGAGGCGCGCCGCCAGAUGGCGGAAAGGAAGAAGCAAAUGGUGGAAAGGCAGAAGCAAGAGGAAGCUGAUCGUCUAGCAGAGGAGCAAAGGCUGGUAGACGAACAAAAGCAGCGCGCAGCUGAACAACAGAGACUAGCUGAAGAGAAGCAGCGACAGGAAGAUGAGGAAAAAGCCCGCUCGUUGGCACAAGUUUCCGAUGACGAAGAUAUUGAUCUAGACAAUAAGAGGCCCUCUGACUCUCAAAGACCGCGCACUCGCCGGAGAUCCGACUCUUCCUCCAAGUCGAAGCGUGAGCGCAAGAGUCGUGAAACGUUGCUUACACGAACUCCCAAGCGAGCGUAUACCUUCGCGAACGACGCUUCCGAUGGUAUCGACAACCCCAACACGGACGAAAAUACCAGUAGCAACAGUAAAGGAAGCUCUAGGAGCAUGAGUAUGAAUGAUCAGGCAAGGCCAGACUUCAACGCGACCAUGCCGUCAAUUGCCGAGGGAGCCCAUGUCGACCCUUUCUCUGACAACGCAGCAAGACGGUCGCACGGCUCCAUCAAGAAAUCUGUUUCGUCAAUGUACUCUCCCGAUCACAUUUCAUUAAACGAUGGCGAAGGAAACUACACCUCGAGGCCUGCCGACUACAAACGUAGGGCCGCGCCUGAAGACACACUGGAGAACCCGUUUGCCUCUGACAACGACCCCCAAGACCCCUUUGCGACAGCGCAGAGAUCAUCAGCUGCGUCAAGCAACGACAGUCGAGUGUCAUUCUCGCAAGUACAGCGAAGAUCGAACGCCUCCAGCAAUGAGAGCAGAAACAGCUCAGGUACAAAUUAUCCCAAACGCAGCGACAGUAAAGCUAGCGCAAAGAAUCGUGCUUCUGUGGAUAGCCAAAGCAGUCAGCAGUCGGCCCGCGGCCGUGAAAAACCUGAACGAAAGCCAUCUGUCGCAUCCCGUGCAUUCAGCAAGAUCAGUCGUAAGUCUUCAUCUUCGGACAAGAAGAAGGAAAGGGACUCCGCGAGCUCGACACAAUCUCGGGAAAAUGAAGGACCAGGAUUGCGGGGUGGAGGAAAGAUGUACGUGGAGGAGCUGGAAGAGCUGUCAUCGUCAGAGGAUGAGCAUGAAGACAGAACCAAGCAAGAGCAUAAGGUGAAGAACGGGGUGGAGAUGCGCGGCGGUUCAGGAGAAAAGGACGAGAGCGAGAGUGAGGUUGAGGUUGAGACGGAGCACGAAGACGAAAGCGACGCUGCCGAGCUCGGAAGUUCGGAGGACGAACAUUCGGAUGUGAGCUCGAGCGAUGAGGACGAGAUCGCGAGCGAGAAACACGACUCCUCCGAAGACGAUGAUGACGCGUCGGAGGAUGGGGGUUCGGAGUCUGAAAUCUCCGAUGCUGGCAUUUCUGACGCCAUUACUUCGGAUGACGAAUCUGAGGAGGAGGUCUCGGAUGAUGAGCAGGGCCCGGUACUGAAGAAGCCGAUUGAGGUCGUGGGCAUCCCAGCUAGGAAUGUGGGCAGGGUCAAGGCGUGA